Molecule: messenger RNA, 504 nt
Organism: Fusarium odoratissimum NRRL 54006
Lineage: Eukaryota; Fungi; Ascomycota; Sordariomycetes; Hypocreales; Nectriaceae
Exons: 2
Coding region: 1-504 (167 amino acids)
Source: RefSeq, a predicted model, not a curated record
AUGACACCUUCACUCGAACGCGUUUUCACAAUGAGGAUGUAUACGUCCCCGGAGAAGGCCCUCGUCAUCCCAGAAGCCAAGGGUAACAAUCAUCGCAUCAUCGCCUUCUUGACGCACGGCCACAUCAAGGGGAGUGGCCUCGAGGCAGAGCUUCUCCCUGGUGGCGCCGAUUGGAUCUUGCGUGAUCCUGAUACAAACACCGGACAUCUUGACGUCCGAGUCCAAUUUCGAUCGAAGGAAGGUCAUGGUAUUUACAUCCACUUCAAGGGUGUUCUACAGAUUGAUGAAAAGUGGAUGGAGGUUUUCACUGGGGGACCGAAGGCUCGAACACUUGAGUUUGGAGAGAAUGAGUGGCUUGGAUCUCCCAUUAUUGAGACUAGCCAUCCUGGCCUGAAAUGGGUAGAGCGCUCCGCUUUUGUCAGUGAGCUGCGCUGGUUUAUCGAUGGGGAUGGGUCUGUCGCGGUUGAGAAUGCUGUUUACCAGGUCAAGCCGAGCGGAGUAUGA